AUGGACAAUUUGAGACAGCGCUGGCGCUUGGGAAGGAACGCGGACGAUGUGAAAGCCGGGAGAAACGAGUCACUACUCUUCAAAAAAGAAGACAACCCUCCACUCAGGAAAGAAUGGCUGACAAUUGCAGUGUUUUCUGUGAUUUUCCGUAUGGUCAACUGUUUCCUGGUUCAGAGCAGCUUCGUUCCAGAUGAGUACUGGCAGUCCGUGGAGGUUGCCCAUCACAUGGUCUUCAAUUAUGGCCACCUGACAUGGGAAUGGAAGGAAGGCAUAAGAGGCUACAGCUAUCCUCUCUGCUUUGCAGUCAUCUAUAAAAUACUACACUGGAUACACUGUGACUCUGCUUAUCUCCUGGAAAGUGGUUUGUCCAUAUGGCUACCCCGAGUACUUCAUGCGCUCGUCACUGCAUUUGCAGAGUUCAAAUUCUUCUUCCUUGUCAGAGAACUGGAAAAACGAGAUGUCGCAAAGUGGACGUUUUUUGCUCAUCUGUGCUCGUGGUUCACGUGGUACUCUUGCAGCAGGACGCUGAGCAACAGCGUGGAGGCUGCCAUCACCUGCCUGGCUCUGGCCUAUUUCCCCUUGCCAGCAUCCAAAACACAUAGCAGCAAAAAAUAUUUGAGCCUGGUUGCAUUGGCGAUCAUUGUUCGCCCGACGGCCUUGAUCGUCUGGCUUCCGCUGUUGCUGUACCAUUUCUGGCAGGAUGAAAACAAAGUGAGGCUAGUGGUUCACAACUACAUUCCCAUAGGUGCUUCAGCCAUUUUGAUUUCAACAAUAAUUGACUCCUUCUUUUAUGAAAAGGCGAUCCUGGUGCAGUUCAACUUCCUGAAGGUGAAUGUCUUGGAUGGCGUGGCCGACUUAUACGGCACCUACCCCUGGCACUGGUACCUCACUCAGGGCUUCCCGGUAAUCAUGGGCCCCCACGUGCCAUUUUUUUUUCACGGAUGCUACCUCGCUUUCAGAAGGUACAGAAUUCUCUUUGUGGCCAUCGCCUGGACCAUCGCCGUCUACAGUUUGCUUCCUCACAAGGAGUUUCGAUUCAUCUACCCUGUGCUUCCCUUUUGUAUGAUCUUCUGUGGUGUGUCACUGGCUCAUAUGCGAGCGUGGCGUCAAGCAGCUGCUUGGGGUCUGUUGGUGUCCAACCUGAUCCUCGCCCUCUACACGGGCCUGGUUCACCAGCGUGGAGUUUUGGACAUUAUGAGCCAUGUCCGCGCACUUUGUGACAACACGUCAGAGGCGGAUGUCCUCUUCGCUAUGUCCUGCCAUUCCACGCCGUACUACAGCCACGUCCACUGCCCACUCAAAAUGCGGUUCCUGGAGUGCCCGCCUGAUCUGGGCCAGCCAAACUACGAAAACGAAUCGGACAGAUUCAACGAGAACCCCCUACUUUGGCUCAGGAUUUCGUAUCCGCACGCACAUUCUCUUCCGACGCAUCUGAUUCUCUUUGACGUUAUGGAGAAGAAGAUCUCAACAUUUCUGCACAAAAACAACUACACCAGGACAACAGACAUUUUUCACACUCAUUUUCCCGAGGGAGGAGUUGGAGGAAGAAUCUUUAUUUAUGAACGACACCGUCAACUGUCCAAUGUCACGCGAAAGCUGACCGAAUGGGUCUAA
Nerophis lumbriciformis (worm pipefish) is the source of this 1614-nucleotide messenger RNA. The record is from RefSeq and is a predicted model, not a curated record. NCBI's taxonomy places the organism in Eukaryota, Metazoa, Chordata, Actinopteri, Syngnathiformes, Syngnathidae.